AUGGUCUCUUUCUCCUGCGAAGUUUGCAACGACGUAAUCAAGAAGCCCAAGCUUGACUCGCACCGUGGCCAGUGCCGGGGCGCCUACUUCACAUGUAUCGACUGCAACACGACCUUCAGCGGUAACGACCACAAGACGCACACCAGCUGCAUCUCCGAGGCCCAAAAGUACCAGGGCGCGCUCUACAAACCCGAGAAGGGCAAGGGCAAGAAGGGCGCAAAGGCUGUGCAGAAGCAGGUUGUUGUUCCUGUGGUUGUUGAGAAGAAGGUUGAGGAGGUUGUGCAGGUAGAGGAGCCUGUGGUAGUGGUGGAAGAGAAGAAGGCGGAGCCUGUGGUGGAGGAGAAGGCAAAGAAGGAGAAGAACGAGAAGAAGGAGAAGAAGGAUAAGAAGGCUACUAAACCUACGGUUGAGACUGCUGCUGAGCCGGUGGUUGCUGCUGAGCCAGUGGUUACUGCUGAAGAGGUUAAGGAAGCGGCCACGCCUAAGGAGAAUAAGUCAAAGAAGAGCAAGAAGGACAAGAUAUCCGAAGAGCCAACACCCACCACCGAGCCCGAGGUCACUGAGGCCAAGCCAGUUGCUGAAGAGCCCAAGGAGGACAAGAAGUCUAAGAAGGACAAGAAGGGCAAGAAGGGCAAGAAAGAGAAGGCCGCAGAAGAACCCAAAGUCGAAGAGCCCAAAGCCGAAGCCGUAGCCCCCGAGGAGCCUGCAUCAGCCACCGAAGAGCCCAAUGAGGCUUCCACCGAAGAGCCCGAAGCCGAGGCCGAAAAGCCUAAGCUGACCCGCUCGCAAAAGAAGGAGCUCAAGCAGAAGCGCAAGCUUGAAGCCGAAGAAGGCGCGGACGAGAAGGAGGGCGCGCCAAAGUCAAAGAAGCCCAAGGAGGAGAUCGCGAAAGAAGUUGCCGAGAGGCGUGUUCUGGGGCAGGCCUUCAUUAACCUAAUCCAGCCGGGGUCGUACCCGUUGCAGGUCAAGAAGGCGGUUGAACAGUUGGAGAAGACACAUGGCGCGGAGAUUGUGCAGAGGGAUUUGUGGAGGGCCCUGUGUCUGAAGAAGGGCAGGGAUGGAAAUGUAUCCCUGCGUCUGAUCUAG
Molecule: messenger RNA, 1086 nt
Organism: Morchella importuna
Lineage: Eukaryota; Fungi; Ascomycota; Pezizomycetes; Pezizales; Morchellaceae
Exons: 2
Coding region: 1-1086 (361 amino acids)
Biological process (GO): rRNA processing; negative regulation of transcription by RNA polymerase II
Cellular component (GO): nucleolus
Molecular function (GO): DNA binding
Source: RefSeq, a predicted model, not a curated record